GUUCUGAAACAGGUUUUGCCUGGCAUCCUGCAGAAGCAUUGCUGUAUCUUACCAGACAGGAACACAGAGUCACAGUGCACCCUCUGCGGAGAGCCGGAAGAGGAGGAGGGCGCGGACCUGGCCCAGCCGGGCAUCAGCUUCCCGGGGCCGGCUGAGGACGACCCAGACCAGCAGUAUUCAUGGUCCCCAACUCCGCACUUCAAUGAGGAGAGGUACUCCCCCGCACCAAGGACUAUGAAGGGCUUGUCUGGGAGUCGGAACCCGCCGCUGUGCUCCGGCCACACGUGCGGCCUGACGCCCCCCGAGGACUGCGAGCUGGGCCACCUGCACCAUGGCCCCGAGGCGCGGCCACCCUACCUGCUCAGCCCUGCCGACAGCUGCCCGCUGGAGCGCCACCGCUGCUCCCCGCGGACCUCCAUCCACUCCGACUGCGUGAUGCUGCCCGUGGUGCUGGGCGACCAUGUGUCCAGCAGCACCUUCCCCCGCAUGCACUACAGCUCCCACUACGACAGCAGGGACGACUGCGCCGUGGCCCACGCGGGCGCCAAGGCCAACCGCAUCCCAGCCAACCUGCUGGACCAGUUCGAGAAGCAGCUGCCGCUGCACCGGGACGGCUUCCACACGCUGCAGUACCAGCGCGCCUCCGCGGCCGCCGAGCAGCGCAGCGAGAGCCCCGGCCGCAUCCGGCACCUGGUGCACUCGGUGCAGAAGCUCUUCACCAAGUCCCACUCCCUGGAGGGCUCAUCCAAGGGCCACGUCAACGGCACCAGAGCCGACGGCAGGGCGGACGAGCACGCGCACGGCCACCACGCCAAGCACGGCCGGCGGAGCAAGAGCCGCGAGCGCAAGGUGGAGGGCCGGCCGCGUGGGGGCCCGGGCAGCUGGUGGGGCUCGGACGACAACCUGGACAGUGACAGCACCUGCCGCGCCUCCAGCGCGCUCGGCCGGCCUCACGCAGAGCCCGUGGCCCGCUGCUACCCCGACGCGCUUCCUGGCCCCUUCGGGGACCUCUCGCUGAGAACCUCCAAGAGCAACAAUGAUGUCAAGUGCUCGGCCUGCGAGGGCCUGGCUCUGACGCCUGAUGCCAAGUACAUGAAGCGCAGCUCCUGGUCCACGCUCACCGUGAGCCAGGCCAAGGAGGCCUACCGCAAGAGUUCCCUGCACCUGGACAAGCCACCCGGGCCCCCGGAGCUGAAGCCACCACUGCGGCCCUGCCACUACCUGCAGGUGCCCCAGGACGAGUGGGGAGGGCGCCCCACAGGGGGCAGAGACGAUGAGAUCCCCUGCAGGAGGAUGAGGAGCGGGAGCUACAUCAAAGCCAUGGGCGAUGAGGACAGCGGGGACUCGGACUCCAGCCCCAAGACGUCCCCCAAGCUGGCCCUCCGGCCAGAGCCCCUGCUCACAUCCAUCGGACAGAGGCCGCUGGGAGACCUCCAAACCCAGAGCUACCUACAAGCUGCCAGCGACGGGCCUGCCAGCCACGGGCUGGACCCCUCUGCCAACUACAACUCCCCGAAGUUCCGCUCCCGGAACCAGAGCUACAUGCGCGCCGUCAGCACCCUCAGCCAGGCCAGCUGCGUGAGCCAGAUGAGCGAGGCCGAGGUCAACGGGCAGUUCGAGUCGGUGUGCGAGUCAGUCUUCAGCGAAGUGGAGUCUCAGGCCAUGGACGCGCUGGACCUCCCGGGAUGCUUCCGGACGCGCAGCCACAGCUACCUGCGCGCCAUUCAAGCAGGCUACUCCCAGGACGACGAGUGUGUGCCCCUGACCAUCCCCACUGACGCCGCCUCCACCAUCCGGCCCACAGCCAGCAUCUCCUAUGCCAGCUACAAGAAGACGCCGCCCCCCGUGCCCCCUCGCACCACCUCCAAGCCCCUGAUCUCGGUGACAGCGCAAAGCAGCACCGAGUCCACGCAGGAUGCCUACCAGGACAGCCGCGCCCAGAGGAUGGCCGCCUGGCCCCCGGACGGCCGCGGCCUCUACAAUUCCACGGACAGUCUGGACAGCAACAAGGCCAUGAGCUUGGCCCUGGAGACGGCCGCGGCCCAGCGCCACGCCUCCGAGGGCCAGGGAGGCGCCACGCGGACCGGCGACAAGGCCAUCCUGGCGUCCAAGGCCGAGGAAUUCCUCAAGAGCCAGCGCUCCUCCAUUGGGGUCCAGGAUUCUGAAUUCCCAGAGCAUCAGCCAUACCCAAGGUCAGAUGUGGAGACGGCUACAGACUCCGACACGGAGAGCCGGGGACUGCGGGAGUACCACUCGGUGGGCGUCCAGGUGGAAGAUGAGAAACGACACGGACGCUUCAAGCGCUCCAACAGCGUGACGGCCGGGGUGCAGGCGGACCUGGAGCUGGAGGGCUUCCCAGGACACGUCACCACGGAGGACAAGGGCCUGCAGUUCGGGUCCUCCUUCCAGAGGCACUCGGAGCCCAGCACCCCCACGCAGUACGGGGCGGUGCGCACCGUCCGGACCCAGGGGCUCUUCAGUUACCGGGAGGACUAUCGGACCCCCGUGGACACUGCCAACCUGCCCCCUCCCGACCCCUGGCUGGAGCCAUCCCUGGACGCAGUGGACGGCGGGCGUGUGUCUCCGUGCCACAGGGACGGCGCGUGGUUCCUGAAGCUGCUGCACACGGAGACGAAGCGGAUGGAAGGCUGGUGCAAGGAGAUGGAGAGGGAAGCCGAGGAGAACGACCUCGUGGAGGAAGUCCUCGGCAAGAUCCGGAGUGCCGUGGGGAGCGCCCAGCUGCUGAUGUCCCAGAAGUUCCAGCAGUUUUACUGGCUCUGCCAGCAGAACAUGGACCCCAGCGCUAUGCCCAGGCCCACUUCCCAGGAUCUGGCCGGCUACUGGGACAUGCUGCAGCUGUCCGUUCAGGACGUCAGCAUGAAGUUUGACGAGUUGCACCAGCUGAAACUCAGCGACUGGAAGGUGGUCGAGUCUCCGGAGAGGAAGGAAGAAAGAAAGGUCCCCCCUCCAAUACCAAAGAAGCCCCCCAGAGGGAAACUCCCCAUCACCAGAGAGAAGUCUCUGGACCUGCCGGACAGGCAGCGGCAGGAGGCGCGGAGGCGGCUGGCGGCGGCCAAGAGGGCGGCGUCCUUCCGCCAGAGCUCAGCCAGCGAGCGGGCCGACAGCAUCGAGAUCUACAUCCCCGAGGCCCAGACGCGGCUCUAG
Molecule: messenger RNA, 3165 nt
Organism: Budorcas taxicolor (takin)
Lineage: Eukaryota; Metazoa; Chordata; Mammalia; Artiodactyla; Bovidae
Gene: DLGAP2
Product: DLG associated protein 2
Exons: 15
Coding region: 235-3165 (976 amino acids)
Biological process (GO): signaling
Cellular component (GO): postsynaptic specialization; glutamatergic synapse
Molecular function (GO): molecular adaptor activity
Source: RefSeq, a predicted model, not a curated record